Molecule: messenger RNA, 2781 nt
Organism: Perca flavescens (yellow perch)
Lineage: Eukaryota; Metazoa; Chordata; Actinopteri; Perciformes; Percidae
Gene: tpx2
Product: TPX2 microtubule nucleation factor
Exons: 18
Coding region: 60-2450 (796 amino acids)
Biological process (GO): regulation of mitotic spindle organization; activation of protein kinase activity
Cellular component (GO): microtubule; spindle
Source: RefSeq, a predicted model, not a curated record
CAGUAUGCACCUGGUUGUGAUCCGCCAAUAAACACACGGAAGAAGGAGAAGAAUAGCCAAUGAGCGGCGAGUUGAUGACGGCUGAUGAUCAUAACGUUAGCCAUUGGCUGGUUCAAAAGGAAGACGAUUUGAGCGCUAACGGCUUGUUCAUUUGUGUUGCUCUGGGAACAGACGUGUUGGUGAGCUGUCGAAUAACACAUUUUGAGACUAUGGACAAAAGCGACUCCGGUGAUAAGUCUCAUCUCUACGAAUUUGAUGCCCCGUCCCACGUCGUCGACCUGGUAACGUUACAACAGGAGAAUGCAGAAAGCGAAGACAACUGGUUUGAACAACAGAGCGGUGGAACAGACGGCCACCUUAAAACUCCGAGGUCUACCCAAUCCUUCAGGAGAAGCCAUGCGUCCGACCUGCCUCGAGCCAUCGUAGCCCCGCAAGUCAAGACAGAAGGGGACUCUGUUCCUGGGACUUCCACAUCUCCUCCUUCAAACAUAGUCACAUCCUGGGGGGAUCGGUCUCCUGCUCGGACUGGUGCGCAGCGAAGGACUCGGACCACUACUCAACUCCCUGCCCAACCACGCAGGGCGGAUGGGUCUCCUGCUCGGACUGGUGCACGGCGAAGAACUCAGACCACUAGUACGCAACUGCCUGCCCAACCACGCAGGGUUUCAAAACGUAAAGAGAUGACCGGCGGUCCAGCCUCACCACCGCCAAAGAAACCCAAACCUACUCCUCCUCUUGCCCGAAAAUCCAGUAGUGUCCUCCGCAGCAAGAGGCAGUCCAAUGCCAGGAAUGCACCCAAGACCCAGGUGGCGGUGGCGGCAGCAGCAGCUUCCUCUACUUCAAACGCAGAUCCGAAUAGUUCCGAACAACAGGAGCUGGAGCGCAUCCGGAUCCUCCAGAGUGAAGUUGCUCUGCAUCGCAGGAAGAACGAGGCCAGCUACAAAGCUGCUCUGGCUGGCAUUCCUCCACCAAAGAAGAUGGUGCUGUCUGCGACUGUGCCAAAGGAGUUCCACUUCAACGCAAACACCCGCGCUAAGGCGACCGCUUCAUCCAGUGCAGCCCAAAAGGAAGUGGACUUUAUCAGUCAGCUACGCAAACCCUCCUCCCAAGCAAAGGCUUUGAGAGGUGCCACAGUGCCCAAACCCUUCAACCUGUCGACAGGCAACAAGAGAGAGGCGGACGAGCCGGCUGCCUACGUGCCCAUGGCCCAGCAGAUAGAGCGCUACCAUAAACGAACCCCUGAACGCUACCAUCUGCGCAGCCGCAAUAGUCGAGAUGGAGGGCCGUGCGCAGUAAAGGGUGAUAAGCUGAAGCUCACGCAGCCUCACACGCCACACCUGUUGACCCGCCAGAGGAGCCGGCCGACCACCGUUAAGAGCAGCGCUGAACUGGAGGAGGAAGAAGUGGAAAGACUUCACAAGUUUAAGUUCAAUGCCCUGGAGCUGAACAAGAAGAUUUUGGAGGGUGCAGAGUGCCUGAAGAGGCCAGCAGUGAAGGAACCCACCGUGCCUGAAGGCUUCGAGCUGCAGAUUGAUAAAAGGAUCCAUGAGAGACAGGCGACCAAGAAGCCUGAGGAAGGAGAAGAGAAGACUCACACCUUUAAAGCCCAGGGGCUGCCCAUCAAGAUCCUGGAAGGAGUAGUGGGCUUGCCGGAGAAGAAAGUUGUGAACCCCACUGUGCCAGAGUCUCCGGCCUUCCUCCUGAAGAAGAGGGUUCGUAAGAACGCCGAGGUCGAGGAGGUAAAGCAGCCCUCGCCCAUCAAGGCCCCCCCAGUGCCUCAUUUCGGGCUCCCCUUCCAGCCCCAGCUGCAGGAGAACCACCACGUGGAAGUGUGUCCGUUCUCCUUUGAGGAGCGAGAUCGAGAGAGGAGAGCUCUGAAAGAGAAGAAGCUGGAGGAGCAGAGAAACGGAGAGGUUCCACACUUUAAGGCCCAGCCCCUGCCGCACUUCGACACGGUGGUCCUCCCCGAAAAGAAGAAGCUGGAGCCCACCAAGCCCGAGCCCUUCAGGCUGCUGCUGGAUGAGCGGGGGGCUGCGAAGAGCAGUCGCUGGGAACAGAUGGUUAAAGAAGAAGAGCAGAAGCGGGAGGAAGGGGUAGCAUUUAAAGCCAGGCCCAACACGGUCACUCACAAAGAUCCUUUCCAGCCCAAAAAGGAGGCCCGGGCUCCAGUGGCUGUGGAGGCCUUUGAGCUGUCGACGGAGCGGCGGGCGCACGAGCGCCAGGAGUUUGAGCGGCUGGCCAAUGAGAAGGAGGCGUUCAGGAUGCGCAUGGAGGAGAAGCAGAGACAAGAGGAGGAGCAGAGGCAGAAGGAGGAAGUCGCCAGGCUGCGGCAAGAACAGGUUCACACUGCUCAGCCCAUCCGUCACUACAAACCUGUCGCCGUGAAGAAGAGCGAAGUUCCUCUAACGAUCCCUCAGUCGCCAAACUUUUCCGACCGCUUCCGCUUGUGAUCGGCGCGCUUUUAAUUUACAGAAAUCUGCUUAUUUUACAAUUUUAAAAAAAAGUUUUCAUCUUUCUAAAAUGACUUUUUACAUCUUUUAGCUUGUUAGUCUGUAUAAUACUGGAUGUAAAGUUGUUCUGUCUGUUCCAUGUUGAGCUUUGGCUUGUAACCACGCGCUGUACAUUUUUAUUCUCUCCUGCUUUUUCUUUUUCUUUAUGACGAAAGCGCUUUACAUUUGGUCUGUGAUAACUCUCCUAGCCAUCGCAUAUUCAUCCCAUAUUCUCUCGCUCUUUGCCCUGUUUUUUUUUUGUUUUUUACUCAAUAAAAUGUUACAAAAUAUU